CACACACAUCAGGAGCCAAGGUGCACCGCUCUAUCUAGAUCAACCCUUUGUGCUUUCGACGAACUUGCGUCCUGUUCUCCUGUGGAGAUACUAAGAAGCAUUGGGUCUGUACGCACACGGUUUCCUUAACUCUGUUGGCCAAGACCAUUUUCUGCCAGAGAACAGCUGUGAAUGAUAAUAGCUUUUUGGACUCUCCAAUAAGAUGAAUAUGUCACACGACCACCAUGUCCACCACGUCCACACCACCAUGUCUCCAGAUGUAACAGGUUCCCAUGGCAAUCAUAGCGGUGACCACGGGGGCCAUCAUAUGAUGAUGCAAAUGACCUUCUACAUGGGGUACAAAAAUGUGGAGCUACUCUUUGCUGGGCUUGUCAUCAACACACCAGGAGAGAUGGCAGGAGCUUGCAUCGGCGUGUUCCUGUUGGCCGUGUUCUAUGAGGGCUUAAAAAUUGGCCGAGAGUUCUUGCUCAGACGGAAUCAGGUGAAUGUUCGUUAUAACUCUAUGCCUGUCCCUGGAGCUGAUGGCACAGUCCUCAUGGAGACCCAUAAGACUGUGGGUCAGAGAAUGCUGAGUCUUGCCCACCUGCUCCAGACAGUGCUACAUAUCAUCCAGGUGGUGGUCAGCUACUUUCUCAUGCUGGUGUUCAUGACCUACAACGGCUAUCUGUGCAUUGCCGUGGCAGCUGGGGCAGGGAUGGGCUAUUUCCUAUUCAGCUGGAAAAAGGCCGUGGUCGUAGACAUUACAGAACACUGUCAUUAGCCAGUCAGUGGCCACAGCCCCAACUAAACACACACUAUCUGCCCAAUCCCAGCCUACAUUAUAGAAACUCUUACCAAAACAAUCAUUGAAUUUAGUCUGCCAUAUUAUGAUAAUCCUCCUUGUCAAACUAAGGGUUUGUGAAUGGUUGAAUCCCAACUUCAGUUGGUGUCAGUGUCAUUUAAAGAUGUAUAUUUUUCCAGACCUGCUGUUGUCUGAAUUAAUAUGUUUAUAAUUAUUAUUAUUAUGAAAAACAGCUAGUACGUCAAGCCCAUCUUGCUGACGUCAUGUCCUCCAUCAUAUUAUUGUUUUCCGCCACUGCGUUCCCUUUUCCAUCUCAGUCAUCAUGUAUCGUUCCACUACAAGUCUGCUCCAUCAUCCCAAUCAACUCUCUCCUGCUGUAAUCACAAACUGUGUAAGCUGCCUUACUGACUACCUCUGGGUUCAUGGUGCAUAUUCACAGUUACUUACUGGGUGAAAUGUCUUGACAACAAUGAACUCUGUUUAUUGUUUCAUGAGGUAAUCCUAAUCUUAUCUGCUAUCCACAAUCAGCAGGCCCUUGUUCAUAAAGGGAUUAAAAGUAUCAUAUGGGAGUGAGUCAGGUCCUUUGGGACUGUGUGACUGAGCCUUACCAAACCUUCUGCCUUAAAAUGAGGGAACAACAGCCUUUGGCUUACAGACGUGUGCCAUCACUACUUCAAAAAAUACUGGGCUGUACAGGCUUGUUUUGGCUUCACAGUGGUACAAGAUAAUAAUUGUUGGAAGCCUGAUAUAUGGCAAGAAGCAAGUGCCCCUUCAAAUUUCAUCAAGCAAGAGAAAGUAUAGGAAAGCAGUUGGUGAUCUUGCUUGAUCCAAAAGCAGUCAUGGAAUUUUAAAUCAGGCUUUCGAGUCCCCAGAGUGAGCACCUUUUGGUUUGCACAGACACAAACCUGCUCGGCAUUUGGCCACUGUGAAACUGACUUUGUUUAGAUUUUCUCCUUCUUUAAAUGUUCAAGUAUAUGGAGAAUUAUAAAAAUAGAAAUGGUCCGAGUUACGUGGAUCACGCACGAGACUUCUUUUUAUAAUUUAGUAUUUACUUGCACCCUAGUAUUUUUAACUACGUAAAUUACUGGCUGACAUAUUUCUGGAAAUCUGAUGAUGAUGAUGAUGAUGAUUGCUCAUUUUUAUUAUUUAAACAUCUUAAAUGUAAAAUAAACAAAAAAAAAAGUGUAGGAAAGAUCGGCUGUUCUUAUGGUCUUCCUGGAAGUGCCUAAAAGAUCUCAGCCAUGAACAAGAUUCUGAAUGACUUGAUUUGAGUAGAGCUCUUGAGUCUGAGAAAUUUGUGCCAGUCUGUUUAACUGGAGUUAAUCUGAUGGAUGUCUGUCACACAACAGAUGUUUCUUUUCUUUCUUUUUUUAAAUUUAUGUUUAGCCUCUUCUUAGUCCAUGUGUAAAUGCUUAUUUUGUAAUCUCUGAAGUAAAUGUGCACAAGUGUCUGUGUUUAUCAGUGACAAUGUGUGGUACUGGUUUAGAGGUCAGAUUCCCAGUGUUGAUCUGUCAGUUUUCCACAUAAACCAAGAAAACGUAACCACAAUGUUUUUUCUAAGUUUAUACUUGGGAUCAAAGAUGUCACAUUUUCUCUAAUGCAGUAGCAGAAAGUACUAAAGCGGAUGGGCCAAAAUGCAGUGGGAAUCUGACAGAUUCUCCAGGGAUGUACAUUUCCUGGACUGUUUACAGUUCACUGUCCUGUUUGUUAUAGUAUGACAUGUAUACAGUGCUAUAUUAAUUGUCUAAAGUAAUUAAUAAAUGGUAUUUGAUUGAGUUCA
Molecule: messenger RNA, 2561 nt
Organism: Chanos chanos (milkfish)
Lineage: Eukaryota; Metazoa; Chordata; Actinopteri; Gonorynchiformes; Chanidae
Gene: slc31a1
Product: solute carrier family 31 member 1
Exons: 5
Coding region: 203-760 (185 amino acids)
Biological process (GO): copper ion transmembrane transport
Cellular component (GO): membrane
Molecular function (GO): copper ion transmembrane transporter activity
Source: RefSeq, a predicted model, not a curated record